AUGAGCAAUCCUGCUAAGUCUAUUCCAGUACCUUCACAGAGCCCUAUAUGGAUGAGUUUAAAACAUUAUCGAGGCCAAAUAAAAAGCAACGAUAAAGUCGAUAAAUUUUACGAAUGGGAUCAUACACAUGGUGAUAUUGAAGUGUACAACAAGCGAGGUGAACAUUUAGGCACCAUGGAUGGCAAUACUGGUGCGAUGAUCAAGCCAGCUGUUAAAGGUCGCAAGAAAAACUUCGACUAA
This is a messenger RNA of Adineta ricciae, 240 nucleotides long. NCBI's taxonomy places the organism in Eukaryota, Metazoa, Rotifera, Eurotatoria, Adinetida, Adinetidae. The record is from the annotation of a GenBank genome assembly.